This is a messenger RNA of Cuculus canorus (common cuckoo), 1277 nucleotides long. Its product is annotated as interleukin-1 receptor antagonist protein-like. NCBI's taxonomy places the organism in Eukaryota, Metazoa, Chordata, Aves, Cuculiformes, Cuculidae. The coding region runs from base 86 to 1003 and encodes 305 amino acids. The record is from RefSeq and is a predicted model, not a curated record. Gene Ontology annotation, biological process: cytokine-mediated signaling pathway; positive regulation of gene expression; cellular response to lipopolysaccharide. The transcript has 5 exons. Gene Ontology annotation, molecular function: cytokine activity.
AGCGUUGCAGGCAGGACAGGCCGCUGCAGGCAGCCAAACGCCGCCACUCUCAACAGAUACCAGCGUGUUUUCACAGUCAGUGGAGAUGGCAUUCGUCCCCGAUUUGGACACGCUGGAGAGCAGCAGCCUGAGUGAGGAGACAUUUUAUGGCCCUGACUGCCUUUGUCUGCAGAAGAACCCCUGUCUGGACUUGGACAUGACGUUGCCUGGAGUGGACAUCCAGGUGACAGUGACCAAGGGACAUCCCACCAGGACCUUUCGCCAGGCUGCCACCCUCAUGGUGGCUGUGACCAAGCUCCUAAAGCAGCCGGCACCCAAGGACUUUGCCGACAGUGACCUUGGGUGCUUUCUGGAUCAUCUUUUCGAGCCCGUCCCCUUCCAAAGGGUCGAGAGCAGCCACGCUGGGGCACCCAUCUACCGCUACACUCGCUCCCAGUCCUUUGACAUCCUCGACAUUAACCAGAAGUGCUUCGUGCUUGAGUCACCCACCCAACUGGUGGCCCUACACCUCCAGGGACCCUCUGCUGGGCGGAAAGGUGAGGGGACACAGUCCAUUCCCAAGGUCCCUGCUCCAGCCUUGGCACCACCUGGGAGCCACCCCACAGCCCCGGGACCACCCUCUAACUCACCCCUUCUCACUGCAGUGAAGCUCAACAUUGCCCUGUACCGUCCACGGUCAUCACAGGGUGACUCAGGCAAUGGGCGGGUGCCAGUGGCAUUGGGCAUCAAAGGCUACCAGCUCUACAUGUCGUGCAUGAUGGGUGGCACCGAGCCUGUGCUGCAGCUGGAGGAAGCCGACAUCAGGAAGGACAUAGAGAGUGCGGAGCUGAUCCGCUUCAUCUUCUACCGUCUGGACAGCCCAGCCGAGGGGACCACACGCUUCGAGUCGGCCGCCUUCCCAGGGUGGUUCAUCUGUACCUCCCAGCAGCCACGCCAGCCCAUCGGCAUCACCAACCAGCCUGACCAGGUCAACAUCGCUACCUACAAGCUGAGCAGGCGCUGAGGGACCCCAGCCGAGCCCAACCCAACCCAACCCAACCCAACCAGCAGUUGCUGGUUUCCAGUCUGUAUGUACCGAGUACAAACCCCCCCCGAGUCCCCCGUCCCCUGUCUAUUUCAGGUGAAAUAGCAGCUCUGGGCCCUGUGGGCCUGCAUCACCCUGAAUUUUACUUAUUUAUUGGGUCCACCCCGUGCUUUUGUACUUAUUUAUUGUGUCCGCCGCUUGCUUUUAACUUAUCUACAUUUUGUUGGAAAAAUUGUGGUUUUGUUAUCGGGAA